This is a messenger RNA of Osmerus eperlanus (European smelt), 1504 nucleotides long. It is a transcript of the gene nfatc2ip, whose product is annotated as nuclear factor of activated T cells 2 interacting protein. The record is from RefSeq and is a predicted model, not a curated record. The transcript is spliced from 9 exons. Gene Ontology annotation, biological process: cytokine production; positive regulation of transcription by RNA polymerase II. NCBI's taxonomy places the organism in Eukaryota, Metazoa, Chordata, Actinopteri, Osmeriformes, Osmeridae. Bases 48 to 1088 code for a protein of 346 amino acids.
CUGCCAUAACACGGAAAGAAGAAGAAUCAAAUUCAUAGAAGAAGAAAAUGGCUGAAACGAUUUCUGACAGUGACAGCGAUGUGGAAGUGCCUGUCUCUGUUAAGCCCCAACCCAAACGACGUCGCAUUGAUCCAUCAUCUAUUUCCUCUGUGUCUGUUUACUCCAACAAGGUAAACAGCAGUUUACAACUGAAGCCGACAGCCUUUACCCAAAGUGAUACAGCGGGUGGCAACACAGAAGCCAGUUUGUGUGUUCAGUCAGUAAAGCAACCAAUCUGUAUAGUCUUAUCUGACUCAGAGGAAGAGUCAGAGGAACUAGAAAAGAGUACACCUCGAAUCGACAUUCGCUCCCCCUCUCCACCCCCACCUCCAGAUAGCCCAGCAAUGAAAGUAUCCAAGCGUGCCAAUCAAAAGAUCCGAGAGAUCGAUAGAAAGUUAGAUUCGAUUGGCUCUCCAAUCUCCUGUCCACCGGAGGUUAAGGCCAUAGAGCUUGAAUACCCCACCCAGCUUGAUGACUCUGAUGACGAUGACAAUAUCAUCCUAUCUGCAAGCAAGGCCUGGUCCAGGAGUCAGCCCCCCACCAAAGAGGAAAUCCCGCUGACAUCACGCGAGUUCACGCUCAAGUUCCGCUGUCGAACAGAUCUUUACAAGAUCCCAGUGAUUUCUACAGCCCCCCUGAGCAAGGCAGUGGAUCAGCUGUCAGCGAAGCUCAAGGUCCUGCCGUCACGGAUUCUACUGCUGAGGAGUGAUACUGAGCUUCCUGUACACUCCUCAGCCAAUGAACUGGGCCUGGGAAUUGUUGACAUCAUAGAUUGUGUCAUCAUAGCAGCAGAUGAGAAAUUGGACCCCAUGGACAAAGGUGGCAUGAUCACUCUGCGAUUGCAGGGUAAGGAGAAAGGCUCAGCGCAGGAGUUUUCCAUACAUAAAUGUGCUCCUCUAGGUUCAAUUCUCAACCAGUAUCUUUCAAAUGUUGUCACUGAUGCAAGGCGAAAAGUGCACUUCCUGUUCGAUGGGUCAAAGGUCACAAAUAUCCAGACACCAUCCCAACUGGACAUGGAGGAUGGUGAUGUCAUUGAGGUGUGGGCCUGAUCAUUGACUGUUGAUGCAAGGAUUACUGGUGCAAGUUUCCUCCCUUCGGCAACAGACCGAAGACACACAACUAAGACUGAAUAUAUAUAUAUAUAUAUAUAUAUAUAUAUAUAUAGAACCAUUUUUUGGGGUCCACUUCAAUUUAAGCAUUUCACAAUUUCAAACAUAAAUGACAUGCUUAAAAGAAACGACAAUUGACUUUGUUUUCUUAGUGGUGGAAAUGUGUGCACCAAUGUUAGAUUUUUUCAUUUGUAUUAAUUUCAAGUGUGUUUGUAAACAAAGUAUUUGGAAAUUGUUUUGGAAUAAAAAUAUGGCUGGUCAACUCUUAAAUAAUUUAUUGCCUAUAAGAUCUAAUGGAACUGUGUAACUGAAUGCAAAUGUACAUAAUUUUGUGGAUAAAGUUAUUUGCGAAAAGG